UCCACUCUUUUGGCGGUUCUUCGAAAUUAUGAGGCAACGACUGCCUCAAAGUUGAGUGCCUUGCAUUUCGGGGUGGUUUGUGAAAGACCGCUCUGCUGGAUUAAUUGCCACUCACAAUCUCACAAUGAUCUCCCACCACAAACGCCCAUCUCAGUCCUUCCGUCUUGACUGACUGACUGACUCCAUGCACAAGGACUAUCGCUGCUGCCUUUCACCCACCAGGAAAUUCCGUCUGCUAAGUAACGAUGUUGCAUUUCUGUUUCUUUUGAUUAUUUGGAAGACCCUGCUUGUACAUUCCUUUGCCUUGUUACCGGUACCACUACAAGUAGUAGUUCCACCGCGAUCAUCAUGUCAUCGUUUGGCCCACCAAGGUGACGACAACAACAGCCAUGAGGAAGAAGAAGAAGACGAUUUGAUUCGUUACCGAGGCCGUGUAUCGUACGAUGGAUCCUCCUAUCAAGGGUUUCAAAUCCAACUGGGCAAGAAGAGUGAUGCUGCUACCAUUCAAGCCGCGUUGGAAGAUGUACUGCAACGACGAUUUACCCGAAAUAUCCGUGUGGUGGGUUCUGGCCGAACCGAUUCCGGUGUCAGUGCGCGAGGACAAGCCUUUCAUUUUGAUUUGACCUCAAAGGAGCACGCCCAACUAGAAGAAAGAAAAGUGCCGUUGGAUCAUGUUUGGAAUCGCAUGCUGCCCGACCAGGACAUUCGAGUCUACCAUGUCGGUCCAGCACCACCUCCACGAGAAAAGACAAAGACUACCAGUACUCGCCUGUUUCCUUGGAAUGCCAUUCAUGAUUCGACUCGCAAAUUGUAUUCCUACCGCCUUUGUGUGGGACCUGUACUGCAUCCUCUGGAUCGAUUCCAACGAUGGCAAAUCCCAAACGAUGGCAAAUUCGUGGAUUUGGACAAACUACGAGACGCACUCGCAAAGUAUGAGGGAACCCAUGAUUUCCGGGCAUUUGCCGGUGCCGUGGAACAAUCGGAACGACGUGCCCAACGCAAAAUCCAUUCGGUGCGAACCAUUUACAAGUGUGAGUUGGUAGAAGAAAAUGGUGACGAAGGAUACUACCGCAUCGACAUUGUCUUGUCGGGAGCCCUCUACAAAAUGGUCCGUAACAUGGUGGGAGUUGCCGUGGAUGUGAGCCGUGGCCGCAUUGACAUGACUACCUUGCAACGACUGAUU
Molecule: messenger RNA, 1183 nt
Organism: Seminavis robusta
Lineage: Eukaryota; Bacillariophyta; Bacillariophyceae; Naviculales; Naviculaceae
Source: the annotation of a GenBank genome assembly